AGGGAACUGGAGUAAAAGUAGAACCACAAGGAGAGAAACUAUAACUUCUCUUUGAAAAGAGAUAAGACAAUUACAGUAAUUAAUGUCUCCACAGAAGGAAUGAAAGUGGAAAGAAGAGAAAGCUGCUCAGAAAGAGUGAAAGUUAUUAUCUUGUCAGAGAGAGGAGGGUGGGGAGCCUGAGUAAUAGGAAGCAUAAAAAGGAGGCCUCGCAUAGGAUAAUUAUGUGACAGAACCUCCAACUGAGAAAAAAAAUAGAUGCAUAUAAAUAAAGUAACCUACAAAGAUGAGGAAGAGGAAGAGGGCAGGUGAUGCUUACAGAGAAGGGAAAAAAUUGGGUUGCAGGUGGUGAAAGAGAGCCGAGGGAUGAGGACCAUCUCAUCUGACCUCCUGCCCCGGGGCAGGAAUCUUCUUAUUGCAACAUCCCUGACAGGUGGCCGUCCAGCCCCAAUUCCAGCAAAGGGGGGUUUUCUUCCCAGGGUUGAACAGCUGCCUGGCACAUCCAUUUCUUUUCGGAUUAUGGCCGACCCGUUUCCUGACCCUCUUCUGGCCCUAGGCUGCUGUACCGCUUGGGUCCAGUGUUCUUACCCCAGCUGUGAGAAGUGGCGGAGGCUCAGCAGCGAUGUGGAUCCGUCAGCCCUGCCCGAGGACUGGUCCUGCAGCCAGAAUCCAGGUGGCCAGGAAUCAUAGAAGCCGACCCCGACAUUGGAGAGUACUUCCUGUUUUCUUCCCAGGCAGACUCACUUCCUUCCAAGUACCACGUGACCUUCUUUGGCCACUCCGUGACCCGCGCUUGGAUCUCUGCCUCCCUGCUGAAGAACUACGGGGAGCCACCGGCGGAAGGAAAUGCCGGGGCCAAGCUCAGGAGCCGAAGUGAGAAGCAGAACCUCAAAGCGGCUCUGGAAAUGGCCAAGGAAGCAGAGGAAAUCAGCAUCCAGGAGAGAAUAAGGAGAUUUGGGUUCCACAGCCGAUUCAAGCACAAAGAAUCUCCCAAAGGAGGCAACAUCCUGAAAGAGCAGAAUAAUGUGGCCUCCAGGCCUCCGGUCAAAGGGACUCCAGGAACGAAGGCUGGGAAUAAGAACACCACAACCUCCGGCAAGGAUCCAGGAAAG
Thamnophis sirtalis is the source of this 1109-nucleotide messenger RNA. The record is from RefSeq and is a predicted model, not a curated record. Lineage: Eukaryota; Metazoa; Chordata; Lepidosauria; Squamata; Natricidae.